UUAAUUGGUAACCGCAUGCGCAAAUCCCCUCUCCCCCAACCCGGCCCUAAAUAUUUCUUUAAACUCAAACUCCGAUCCAUGCCCAGUCAAUACAUCUGUAUCGUUCAAACCAGCAUGACAUCUGAGCCAUCCCAGCAAGCCCUCCCAUUCCCCAUCGUCUACCAACACGAAGCUAAUAUAAACUAUGAGCUCCAAUACACCCGUUGGCUACUCACAGUCCUCGGAGUUUGGCCAAUGAUGACAAACGACGUGACAAAACGUACAAAGAUAUUCUCAAUUCUUCUCAUCGGCAUCAGCAUUCUCGCAAUAGCUUUCAUCCUCGUUCCUAUCACGGUCUUCAUGUUCGUGAAGAUGAAGACCCUUCGAACUCGUCUCGGGUUCAUUGGCCCGAUAGGAUUUCGCAUUUCAAAUAUGUUUAAAAUCAUCAUGAUGAUGUAUCGGGCUCGUGUCAUCAAGGAGUGCAUCAACCAAGUCAAGUUUGAUUGGUUGUCAGUGACAAUCAGAGAUGAAGAGAAUGCCAUGUUUAGGAGUGUAAUUCUGGGACGUACUUUGACGAUUGUAUGUGGAAUUUUCAUGCUCUCCGGUGGUGUUUUUUUUCACAUUGUCAUGCCACUCCUUAAGCCCCGGAAAUUUAACGCUUUCAAUGUGACAAUCAGACCCCACGCCUAUCCUGGCUACGACUUCUUCGUCGACUCCCAAGCAACUCCGGCUUAUGAAAUCAUCUUCAGUGCUCAUUUUUUAUGUGCUACAAGUGGAUACGUUGUUGUUACUGCUUCGUGUAAUUUAGCCGCUGUAUUUGUCUCUCAUAUUUCGGGACAGGUACAAGUUAUUAAGCUGAAAUUGGCGAGACUUCAGCAAAAUGAUGGUGAAAAGACCGAGGAUUUGAGUCGACAAAUUGCUUCGAUCGUUAAAUCUCACGUGAGAAUAUUAAAAUUCUCUGAUAAAAUAAAAAUGGUGUUUCGCGAAAUAUGUUUGGUAGAAGUGGUGCUAUCAACCAUCGUCAUCUGCUGGCUAGAGUUCUAUUGUAUAACGGAAUGGAAGAACAGUGCUACCAUAUCCAUAGUCGGGUAUUGCGUGAUUCUCGGAUCAUUUUCGUUCAAUGUUUUCAUCUAUUGUUAUAUCGGACAAAUAUUGACGGAUCAGUGCGAGUCUAUCGGACAAAUGGCCUAUAUGAUCGAUUGGCAUCGAAUUCCACCGAGAAAUAUAUUAUCACUCAGCAUGAUCAUCUCGAUGGCGAGAUAUCCAAGGCACAUAACAGCUGGGGGCAUGAUCGACCUCACAAUUCGAAGUUUUGGAGAUGUCAUGAAAACGUCUAUUGCUUACUUGAAUGUGCUGACAGCUAUUACCGCAUGAUUCAGACAAUGGAACGGAAUUGCAGGCAAUUGAAGAAUUUUUUUCAUUGAAUCUGUUCAGAGAGAAUUCAUGGAUGUGAUGGGGCUAUUGGGCUUUUGGCAAUUUUUCACAUUUUGUUCCACUAUCGCAUUUGGGAGAUUUGGAAGAAAAAAUGAUAGGGAACUGACAAUUCUACUAUGUUUUUAUAAAGUUAAGAUUUUACGAAUGGCACACAUGAAAGGUAAUCAAUGUUCAUAACUGAGAAAUAAAUCUACG
Diachasmimorpha longicaudata is the source of this 1608-nucleotide messenger RNA. Its product is annotated as odorant receptor 85b-like. The transcript has 5 exons. NCBI's taxonomy places the organism in Eukaryota, Metazoa, Arthropoda, Insecta, Hymenoptera, Braconidae. The coding region runs from base 16 to 1353 and encodes 445 amino acids. Gene Ontology annotation, molecular function: olfactory receptor activity; odorant binding. Gene Ontology annotation, biological process: sensory perception of smell; detection of chemical stimulus involved in sensory perception of smell. Gene Ontology annotation, cellular component: plasma membrane. The record is from RefSeq and is a predicted model, not a curated record.